AUGCCACUCUAUGCCAAGUUCCUGAAGGAGCUGAUGACUAAGAAGAGAAGCUGGAAGAACAAUGAGACUGUGAUACUAAUCGAAGAAUGUAGUGCUAUCAUCCAGCACAAACUACCCCAGAAGUUGAAGGAUCCUGGGAGCUUUCAGAUCCCUUGUAUUAUAGGGGAAAUCACAGUAGAGAAGGCCCUUUGUGACUUAGGAGCCAGCAUCAAUUUGAUGUCAGUAGCAAUGAUGAGGAAGAUGAACAUCGAGGAGGCUAAACCAACAAAAAUGGCCUUACAACUGGCAGACCGAUCGUUCAAGUUCCCUCGUGGCAUAGUAGAGGAUUUGUUGGUGAAAGUAGGAGACUUUAUAUUCCCGGCAGAUUUUGUAGUGUUGGACAUGCAGGAGGAAGCCAAGACCUCCAUUAUUCUGGGAAGGCCAUUCUUGGCUACUGUUGGAGCUAUCAUUGAUGUCCAAAAAGGUGAUCUUACCUUGAGAUUACACAAUGAAAAGAUGACAUUCAAUGUGUUCAAGGCCAUGAGUUACCCACCAGAACAAUUGGGGGAAUGCAUGAGGUUAGAUGCACUUGAAGAAGAAGUGCAGGAGUGUUUUGAAGAAGAAGAGCAUGAAGAGCCCGAGAGAUCAAUGGAGGAGGAGUAUAUAUCAAGUGAGGAUGUUGCAACAGCAGAGAGUCAUGUUCAAGAAGCACCAAAGGAAGAGACUGAAAAGUCAGAGGAACCCAAGGUUGAUCUCAAAGCAUUGCCACCCACUCUCAAAUAUGCAUACCUAGGAGAAAAUGAAAACUACCCAGUGAUCAUAAGCUCAUGCCUCAACCAAGAUCAAGAGGAUGAACUGCUCAAGGUGCUACGGGAGCAUAAGGACGCCAUCGGAUGGACCCUUGCUGACCUGAAGGGAAUCAGUUCAGCUAUAUGCAUGCAUAAAAUGCUGUUGGAAGAUGAUGCAAAACCAUCCAUUCAAUCACAAAGAAGGCUGAACCCAAUCAUGAAGGAAGUGGUACAGAAAGAGGUUAUGAAGCUUUGGCAAGGAGGAGUAAUAUACCCGAUCUCAAACAGCCAUUGUGUCAGCCCCGUGCAUGUUGUGCCCAAGAAGGGAGGAAUCACUGUGGUUCCCAAUGAGAGGAACGAACUGAUACCUACAAGGACCGUCACAGGAUGGCGGAUGUGCAUUGACUAUCGGAAACUCAAUGAAGCAACACCAAAGGAUCAUUUCCCUCUCCCAUUCAUGGAUCAGAUGUUGGAAAGACUCGCAGGACAUGCUUAUUACUGUUUUCUUGAUGGAGGACUAGUUCUUGGCCAUAAGAUUUCUAACCAAGGAAUCGAAGUGGACAAGGCUAAAGUGGAACUUAUUGAAAAGCUUCCUCCACCCAGUGAUGUCAAGGAAAUUAGAAGCUUUUUAGGGCAUGCUGGCUUUUACAGAAGAUUUAUUAAAGAUUUUUCAAAAAUAGCUAAGCUCUUGAGUAAUCUCCUUGUAUCAGAUACACCAUUCAUCUUCGAUGAAACCUGCAUGUUGGCAUUCGAGCAUUUGAAAGAAAGAUUGUCCUCUGCCCCUAUCAUCUCCCCACCUGAUUGGAACUUACCCUUUGAAUUGAUGUGUGAUGCAUCUGACUUUGCAGUAGGGGCAGUGUUAGGGCAGAGGAAAAAUAACUUAGUCCAUGUAAUAUACUAUGCUAGCAAGGUCCUCAAUGAUGCUCAAAGAAAUUAUACCACUACUGAAAAGGAAUUGCUAGCCAUAAUUUUUGCGUUUGACAAGUUUAGAUCAUACCUCAUUGGUGCUAAAGAGUUUGAUAUUGAAAUCAGAGAUAAGAAGGGAGUGGAGAACAAGGUGGCAGAUCACCUAUCCAGGAUUCCUCAUGAGGAAGGGGGAACACAUGAUAUGAGUGUGAACGAGCUCUUCCCUGAUGAGCAGUUAAUGACAGUGCACAAAGCCCCAUGGUUUGCAGACAUUGCCAACUUCAAGGCAACUGGGGCUCUACCUCCAGGGAUCAAUAAACAUCAAAAGAGGAAGCUCAUGAAUGAUGCAAAAUACUUUGUCUGGGAUAAGCCUUAUCUCUUCAAGAAGUGUUCAGAUGGAAUCCUUAGAAGAUGUGUCUCAGAAGAGGAAGGAUGA
Molecule: messenger RNA, 2109 nt
Organism: Arachis stenosperma
Lineage: Eukaryota; Viridiplantae; Streptophyta; Magnoliopsida; Fabales; Fabaceae
Exons: 3
Coding region: 1-2109 (702 amino acids)
Source: RefSeq, a predicted model, not a curated record